Messenger RNA from Anopheles gambiae (African malaria mosquito), 1485 nucleotides. Its product is annotated as dipeptidase 1-like. Gene Ontology annotation, biological process: proteolysis. Gene Ontology annotation, molecular function: metallodipeptidase activity. The transcript has 4 exons. Bases 205 to 1455 code for a protein of 416 amino acids. NCBI's taxonomy places the organism in Eukaryota, Metazoa, Arthropoda, Insecta, Diptera, Culicidae. The record is from RefSeq and is a predicted model, not a curated record.
GCGCAGGACGUACGCUUCUAGACGAACACAUUCGAUGCUCAGUACGAUAAAAGCUGUUGCUUGAUAGAACACGCUGCCGCCAAACUGUUAGCAGUCGUUAAAGUGGAGAAGUUAUUUCCACGACAAAGGGCAUCCGACAUCACACCGGCGCCUGGGCUAUCCAAAAAAUAAACAAACUCAAACAGACUCAUACAGUGAUACCAGAUGGCGAUCCAACGGCAGCCGAGUGAACAUCGAACGGAAGAGAAUGACUAUUCUCCAUCUCUUUUAAUGUGGGGUGGGCUUCUUUUUGCGUUAAUUUCUUGCCUAAUAUUUUUUGGAAAUGUUUUGAAUGCCGAUGAAAGGAUUGAAAGGAAUGACAAACUAAUACUUGUGGGACACAACAGACUGAUUAUGAACGUAGCUAAUGUUACCAACAAUAACCUACGAGAGUUUGACCUCAACUGGGACCUGCGGCGGCAUCCCGUUUGGAGCAAGAUUAACACUUUCCGCACGGAUCUGAUCCGUCUCCGAGCUGGACACGUAUAUGGCCAGAUGUGGUACGUCGGUGCAAACUGUACCGAUUCUCCCUCUGAAGCGACACAAAGAGUGUUUGAACAAAUCGACACACUAAAUCGUUUGAUCGAAAAACACCACCAUGAUCUUUCGCGGGUCACAUCCCUAACUCAGAUACUGGAUCCUAUUAGGCGGGGAAAAAUAAGGUCCCUGAUCGCUGUGAAAGGCGGACAUACGAUCAACUCGAGGCUCGGACUGUUACGCUCACUGCACGCACUCGGCGUAAGAUGUAUGUCGCUGGCAUCGGAACAAAAUUGCUGCAACUGGGUUGACUCAUCGCUCGUUGACAUCGUCGACAUCGAUUCUACCCACCUGAGAACGGAUCUUUCCCUUUGGGGACGCCUGGUUGUGUGGGAAAUGAACCGUCUCGGUAUGAUCGUGGAUCUGUCGUACGCAAGCUACGGGGCAGCAUUGGAUGUGCUGCGGUAUAGCCGGGCCCCGGUCAUUUUCAGCAAUGCCGGGGCGUACGCUAUCAACAGGCACCAUCUGAACGUGAAGGAAGACGUACUGAUCCCGCUUGCCACACAGGGAGGCCUUAUUAUGAUAACCUUCGACCCGGAGAUUCUGGGAGGAUACACAAUCGAUAAUGUGCUUGAGCAUCUGAACUACCUGAGGGACGUCAUCGGAUCGGAUCACAUCGGAAUUGGGAGUGGAUUUGAGAGCUUCGAUGGCGCCAUCGAUGGGUUGAAGGAUGUGUCCAUGUUUCCAAACCUGUUCAACGCCCUCCAGCAAGGAAAGUACGCCGAUGGGGAAACAUUCCAACCAUGGUCCGAAGAAGAACUCAAUAAGCUUGCAGGAGUAAACUUUCUGCGCGUGUUCGACGAAGUAGAGCUGGUGAAGCGGCAACUCUCGCACGAGCAACCGUUCGAAGACGAUGGCUCGGAAGAUGCGUUAGAUUGAAAUAAAAUUGUUUAUAGUCGAUCCGUGUAA